Molecule: messenger RNA, 744 nt
Organism: Aspergillus chevalieri
Lineage: Eukaryota; Fungi; Ascomycota; Eurotiomycetes; Eurotiales; Aspergillaceae
Gene: TIF6
Product: translation initiation factor 6
Exons: 5
Coding region: 1-744 (247 amino acids)
Biological process (GO): cytosolic ribosome assembly; ribosomal subunit export from nucleus; maturation of 5.8S rRNA
Cellular component (GO): preribosome, large subunit precursor; cytosol; nucleolus
Molecular function (GO): ribosomal large subunit binding
Source: RefSeq, a predicted model, not a curated record
AUGGCUGUCCGCGCACAAUUCGAGAACUCGAACGAGGUCGGUGUCUUCUCUAGACUUACCAACUCGUAUGCGCUUGUCGCUAUUGGUGCUUCGGAGAACUUUUACAGUGUCUUCGAAGCCGAACUCCAGGACGUCAUCCCCAUCUGCCACGCUACGAUCGCCGGUACCCGGAUUAUCGGCCGUCUCACAGCUGGAAACCGCAAUGGUCUCCUCGUCCCCACAACAACCACAGACCAAGAACUGCAGCAUUUGCGGAAUACCCUACCCGACCACGUCAAGAUCCAACGGAUAGAAGAGCGUCUCUCGGCAUUGGGAAAUGUCAUCUGCUGCAAUGAUCAUGUUGCCCUUGUGCAUCCGGAUAUUGAGCGUGAGACUGAGGAGAUAAUCGCCGACGUUCUUGGCGUCGAAGUCUUCCGCCAAACUAUCGCCGACAACGUCCUGACAGGCUCCUACAUGGCCCUUUCUAACCAGGGCGGUAUCGUUCACCCUAAAACCUCCAUCCGUGACCAGGACGAACUCUCCUCCCUGCUGCAGGUGCCCCUUGUCGCUGGUAGUGUGAACCGUGGUAGUCCCGUUGUUGGUGCUGGGAUGGUCGUUAACGACUGGUUGGCCGUGACUGGUCUUGACACGACUGCGACGGAGCUGAGUGUUGUUGAAAGCGUGUUCCGGUUGGGUGAAAUGGGUCCCCGUGGUUUGGGUAUGGGUGAGGCGAAUAAGGAGAGUAUUGUGGAGAGUUUCUAUUAG